AGUCGGUUGAUAACGUGAUAAGGCGUGACAGUUGACAGGCCGUGUGCGUUUUAUAACCAGCUAGGAGGUUAUGCACAAUACAUCUUUGAUCUGCUUGAAAAUAUGAAAAGAUAUUUAAUCAAUUUCUCAUAUAUCGGCACAAGAUUUAGGGGUGUGCAGAAACAAUUCAAUAAAGGCGUGCCAGUGUUCGAAUUCGAGACAGUGCAGAGCGUGUUAGACAGUGCAUUUUUAAAAAUUAUUAACAAACCUUUGAACACGCCGAAGAUUUACGUUGCGAGCAGGACAGACCAGGGAGUGCAUGCACUCCACGCUGCUGCACAUGUUGAUUUAGAGUUUGUACGUCCAAACACGACUGAAGAGAUAAUCUCUAACCUUAAUUAUUAUCUAACAAAAAAAGAUUUUGAUAUUAGAAUUCUGUCUUUGAAAGAAGUUCCAGAUGAGUUUCACGCAAGGUAUUCAGCAGUGAGAAAGAAAUAUUUGUACAGAUUCGCUGUUGUCAAACCGGAAAGUCUAUCAAUCAUUUCAGAUAAAAAACAUUGUCUUCCUUGGCCUAUACUUGAAAAAGACAGAUGCUUAUUUAUUAAUACACUAAAUAUUGACAUUGAAAAACUGAAAGAGGCCUCAAAGCUAUUCGUUGGCACCCAUAAUUUUACAACUUUUAUGCAUAAGGCUUUGCAGCACCCAGAUGUCGAUCCUGUGAAAAAUAUCGAGUCGAUCGAACUGUUACCUGGAAGAACACAAGUGGACAGCUCUGAAGUUAAACAUUUUGAUUUCUGGCAGUUGCACUUUACUGGAAAAUCAUUUUUAUACAAGCAGGUACGACGAAUGGUUUCUAUAUUAAUAGCAGUUGGAAGUGGAAGAAUGAAUGCAGCAGAAAUAGAGUUUAUGUUGACAAAUCCUCACCAGUCCUCAUGGAAUGGAAAAGUCUGUGUAGUCCCCGGAUUUGGUCUUUAUCUCCAAAAUAUUGAAUACAAUGAAAGUGAUCUUGUAAAGAAAGAAUGAGUUUUCUAGAAGAUUUGAAAGUAAAACGGAAUAAGUUAUACCAUACAAAAACCAAAGUGACGACUAUAACUGGUGAUACUUACAUGGAGGAGACAUCACAGGGAGUUAGCAGGAUGGAAAAGACUUCUAACAAUUCGCCGGGAUAUGUCGUAGAUGUAAAACCAGAUUUACAAAUUGCUCAUGUGUUUCCCUGGCUAUGCAUGGGAUCCCAGGAUGUCGCUCAUGAUUGGGUGUUGCUCAAGGAAAAUAAAAUAACACACGUUCUCAGCCUAGGGAUUGAACCUCAACAUUUUCCAAACAUAGUGUACAAGUUUGUCCAGCUUCUUGAUUUGCCCGAAGCGAAUCUGUUAAGGCACCUGGAUACCUGUUUUGACCAGAUAGAAGCGGCGAAUGAAGAAGGAGGGAGAAUAUAUGUCCACUGCAAUGCCGGCGUCUCUCGAAGUGCAUCUGUUGUUA
Cimex lectularius (bed bug) is the source of this 1458-nucleotide messenger RNA. RefSeq names its product tRNA pseudouridine synthase-like 1. The transcript is spliced from 6 exons. The coding region runs from base 103 to 1002 and encodes 299 amino acids. NCBI's taxonomy places the organism in Eukaryota, Metazoa, Arthropoda, Insecta, Hemiptera, Cimicidae. The record is from RefSeq and is a predicted model, not a curated record. Gene Ontology annotation, molecular function: RNA binding; pseudouridine synthase activity. Gene Ontology annotation, biological process: tRNA pseudouridine synthesis.